Paecilomyces variotii is the source of this 1722-nucleotide messenger RNA. Its product is annotated as renal dipeptidase family. Gene Ontology annotation, molecular function: metallodipeptidase activity. The record is from RefSeq and is a predicted model, not a curated record. Lineage: Eukaryota; Fungi; Ascomycota; Eurotiomycetes; Eurotiales; Thermoascaceae. The coding region runs from base 233 to 1594 and encodes 453 amino acids. Gene Ontology annotation, biological process: proteolysis. The transcript is spliced from 3 exons.
UCAGUUAGGAAUAUGCACGUAUCUUUAUAAGAACUGAAGUGGCUGCGCAUUGCGUCGUUCGGAGGCAGCGCUAGCUAAGUAAUCUGCCCCAGUCGGCGAUAAGAGACAUGCCGUUGUCUCGUCUGUUGGCUCCCAUUGAUAAUCUUCUUUCCAUCCAUUGCACCUUUCGCAGCAGACUUGAAUACCCGGGUAUCGUGGAGUCGAUUACUCGCAUCCGCUACCCAGAACCAGGAUGGAGGAAACGCGUGCUCUGUUGGGCGCUGAGAAGAAGCUUCAAGGAGCUCCAAGACAGCAAGUCUCCCGACGACUGGCGAAGCUCAUCACUUCGUUUGCCCUCCUGAUUCCCCUAGUCACUCUCUUCGCUCUACGCAUCUGCGACGUUAGAGGGGAUAACGAAGCUCGAAGGUUAACGAUCGAGGAGAGAGUAGACAGGAUUCUCUCGAGAAGUCCUCUGAUAGAUGGGCACAAUGAUCUUCCGUUUCUUAUCCGCAUGCUCUACGGCAAUCAUAUAUAUGACAAGAACUUCACGGAAUCUUUCACGCAUGGCAAUUUAAGUGGCCACGUUGACUUGCCUAGACUCUUCGAGGGCAAAGUGGGCGGUACAUUCUGGAGCGUCUUUGUCCCAUGCCCGGAAGAUGGCAUGGACUUUUCCGACGAGAACUAUGCACAGAGCGUUCGAAUGACCAUACAGCAGGUGGACAUUAUGUCGCGGGUCCAACAAGCGUAUCCGCAUGUAUUUUCUGCUCCUCCUAAUGGUACGACUGCUAUCCAGGCUUUUCGUGAGGGAAAGAUCAUCUCUCCACUUGGAAUCGAAGGACUCCACUCCAUUGGCAACUCUCUAGCACACUUGCGGAGAUUCUACGAUAUGGGAGUCUCGUACGCAACUUUAACUCACAACUGCCAUAACCGAUUUGCAGAUGCGGCCCUGCAAGAGACAGCGGAAGGCACCCUGAAGAAAGCACAACCGCUAUGGCAUGGAAUUAGUGACGAAGGGAAGAGCCUCGUGUUCGAAAUGAACCGUCUGGGGAUGAUCGUGGACAUUUCUCAUGUGAGCUCUGAAACGAUGCGGGAUGUCCUGGGAGCUGGGAAGGACGACUGGGAAGGAAGCAAAGCCCCUGUGAUCUUUAGUCAUAGCUCCGCCUAUGGUGUCUGCCCACAUCCUAGAAAUGUGCCAGACGACGUCCUACAGCUUGUUAAAAAGAGGAACUCGAUCGUCAUGGUCAACUUUUCCCCCGAUUUCGUAUCUUGUGUUCCUGCGGACCGAUCGGAUGGUCUCCCAGAUCUCUUUCCCGCAAACGCGACACUGGAACACGUUGCUGAUCACAUCAUUUAUAUCGGAGAACUGGUUGGAUAUGACUAUGUCGGGCUGGGCAGCGAUUUUGAUGGUAUCCUCACGACCCCUACAGGAUUGGAAGAUGUAUCCAAGUUCCCCAAACUUAUCGCUGAGUUAUUGAGGCGGGGCGUCAGUGACGAGGAUGCGGUGAAAAUUGCAGGAGGAAAUUUACUCAGAGUAUGGAAAGAAGUGGACGAUGUCGCUCUUGAAUUACAGGCACAGGGUGCCCUUCCGGUAGAGGACGAGAUUGUAACUCUUUAGUGCCAACGAUACUACAGACAACAGUGAUGGUGAUCAGGCACGGAACAUAAUAUGAAGUAUUGCGCAAUAUACUCCGUAUGGCACCCCCGUUAUCUCAUUGGGACUCUUGGUCGUACUAGGUGUCUUAC